Sebastes umbrosus (honeycomb rockfish) is the source of this 2064-nucleotide messenger RNA. Its product is annotated as vesicular glutamate transporter 1-like. Gene Ontology annotation, cellular component: excitatory synapse; synaptic vesicle membrane. Gene Ontology annotation, molecular function: neurotransmitter transmembrane transporter activity; L-glutamate transmembrane transporter activity. NCBI's taxonomy places the organism in Eukaryota, Metazoa, Chordata, Actinopteri, Perciformes, Sebastidae. Bases 276 to 2030 code for a protein of 584 amino acids. The transcript is spliced from 13 exons. The record is from RefSeq and is a predicted model, not a curated record. Gene Ontology annotation, biological process: monoatomic anion transport; synaptic transmission, glutamatergic; transmembrane transport.
CACUUGGAGAGAUUAGCGCGCAGGCAGCAGUAAUCUGGUUUCAGCACCACGGACAGAGACACCGAUUCACCACCAAUCCUGUCCAAAGUUCACCUCCAGAGAGCUCUGAACCUUUGAGGGACACCAAAGAGUGUGAAGAAGUUCAUUUGGACACUUUAAGCAAAGUGGGACUUGACAAUGUUUGCUCGGUUGGUUGUUUUCUAUAUAGGCAGUUGAGGGAGUAGAGGAGAAAGGCUGCAAAGACUGCACAUUGGUCGGAUCCUGGAGUCGUGAGGAUGGAGGUCCGGCCGGACAGGUUUAAGGUCGUAGCAGCCAAGACUCUCGGGAAAAUAUACGGAGCUCUCGAGAAGAAGCAGGAAAAUGGCGAGACCAUCGAGCUGUCGGCGGAGGGCCGGCCGGAGAUGGUGGAGGAGAAGGAGUUGCCCGUGGUGGACUGCACGUGCUUCGGCCUGCCCAGGCGCUACAUCAUCGCCAUCCUCUCUGGCAUCGGCUUCUGCAUCUCCUUCGGUAUCCGGUGUAACCUGGGCGUGGCUGUCGUCAGCAUGGUCAACAGCCACACCGUCUUGAAAGACAACAAGGAGGUCAUAGUGAAAGCUCAGUUUGACUGGGAUCCAGAAACGGUGGGAAUGAUCCACGGCUCCUUUUUCUGGGGAUACAUAGUAACCCAAAUCCCAGGAGGGUUCAUAUGUCAAAAGUUUGCAGCAAACAGAGUGUUUGGCUUCGCUAUAGUGGCCACGUCUUUCCUGAACAUGCUCAUCCCUUCAGCAGCACGGAUGCACUUUGGUUGCGUUAUCCUUGUCAGAAUAUGUCAAGGACUCGUGGAGGGGGUUUCAUAUCCGGCCUGUCACGGUAUUUGGGCAAAAUGGGCACCACCUCUUGAGAGAAGUCGCCUGGCCACGACGGCCUUUUGUGGUUCUUAUGCUGGUGCUGUGAUUGCCAUGCCAUUAGCUGGAAUCCUGGUCCAGUACUCCGGAUGGUCAUCAGUCUUCUACGUCUAUGGAACUUUUGGGAUCAUGUGGUAUUGCUUCUGGUUCCUGGUGUCUUACGAAAGUCCAGCAGCUCAUCCCACCAUCACUGAGGAGGAGAGAACAUAUAUUGAGGAAAGCAUCGGCGAGACGGCCCAAUUUACAGUAACGAAAUUCAACACACCGUGGAGGGCCUUCUUCACGUCCAUGCCGGUGUACGCCAUCAUCGUGGCGAAUUUCUGCAGAAGCUGGACUUUCUACUUGCUUCUCAUCAGCCAGCCUGCGUACUUCGAGGAGGUGUUCGGGUUCGAGAUUAGCAAGGUGGGCAUGGUUUCCGCUCUUCCCCACCUCGUCAUGACCAUCAUCGUGCCCAUUGGCGGCCAGCUUGCUGACUAUCUGCGCUCCAACAACAUCAUGACCACCACUAACGUCAGGAAACUUAUGAACUGUGGAGGGUUUGGGAUGGAGGCAACCCUGCUGCUGGUGGUGGGCUUCUCUCACACAAAAGCUGUUGCCAUUACAUUCCUGGUUCUGGCUGUGGGUUUCUCUGGCUUUGCCAUUUCAGGUUUCAAUGUCAACCACCUGGACAUUGCACCACGCUAUGCUAGUAUCCUCAUGGGUAUCUCCAACGGUGUAGGCACUUUGUCUGGUAUGGUUUGCCCUCUUAUAGUUGGUGCCAUGACGAAGCACAAGACGCGGGAGGAGUGGCAGGGGGUAUUUCUCAUCGCAUCGCUUGUUCAUUAUGGAGGUGUUAUAUUCUACGGCCUCUUUGCAUCCGGAGAGAAGCAAGUUUGGGCGGAGCCAGAGCAGCUGAGCGAUGAAAAAUGUGGCAUCCUGGAUGAGGAUGAGCUCGCAAACGAGACGGAGGAGCUGUAUCGCACCAGUGGCGGGGGAGGCUACGGAGCCAUGAACCAGGGAACGGAUCCCAACGGAGCCGGAGGCAUGGGAGGAGGAGGAGGAGGAGGAGGCUGGGUCUCAGAAUGGGACAAAACUGAGGAGUACGUCCAACCAGCUGGAACCAAUAAUUACCUUUAUGGAGGAGAGGGGGACCGGGAGUUAACAUAAAACCAGCAGAUCUUCUGCACAAAGAAACAGCACA